GAUUGACCGUGAGCAUGCGUGCCUUCUCUAAAGUGGAUAAAAUGAAAUUGAACAUGCGUAAUUAACCUUUCUGAGAAAAAACACGCACGCGCGCGCUCACACACGCGCGCGCACAACAAAACUUCUUAUGUGGGACAUGCGCAUUCCAUCUCAGUAGAUUUUUUUUUUUCCCCCUUAGGUGUUGAAAAUGAGGAGCAUGCGCGAUUUGAGAAGGUUGGACUUCAGUUUCAACAGAACUUGAAACGGUUGGUGCUGAGACUUUCAAGACAAAUUGAGAAGGGAGAUAGAUCUGCAGCUAUACUUCACCGCUCUUGAAGCUUCCUCCCGCAGGUGGAGUAUCUGGCCUUUUUCUAAGCUUCGUCUUUCUUGCCGACCUAGUCGUAGAGUUACUAAUUGUUUUUUGAGGGACUAGUUUGAUGGUCAGUAUGUCAAUAGUAACAGUACAACUUGGUCAGUGUGGCAAUCAAAUUGGUUUUGAAGUGUUUAAUACUUUAUUGAACGACUCACACAGUCCUCAAGGACUCUGCUGUAAAAGAGAGAAUGAGUUAUAUCAAGUCUCUUGCAAAGAAAGGUUCUUCAGUGAGGAGGAAAAUGGAGUUCCCAUUGCUCGGGCUGUACUUGUUGACAUGGAACCUAAAGUUAUCAAUCAAACACUAUCAAAGGCAGCCCAGUCUGGCCGAUGGAAAUAUGGUCAACAUUCAUACUUCUGUCAAAAACAAGGCUCAGGAAACAACUGGGCAUAUGGUUACUCUGUUCAUGGACCCAAGCAUGAAGAAUCUGUCAUGAACCUAGUCCAGAAAGAAGUGGAGAAAUGUGACUCUUUGAGUGGUUUUUUCAUUAUAAUGAGUAUGGCUGGAGGCACAGGGUCAGGACUAGGAGCUUUUGUGACACAGAGUUUACAAGAUCAGUACUCUAACUCUUUGAGAAUGAAUCAGAUUAUAUGGCCUUAUGGUACUGGUGAGGUUAUUGUUCAGAACUACAACUCCAUUUUGACUCUUUCUCACUUGUACCGAUCUUCAGAUGCCCUCCUUGUUCAUGAGAAUGAUGCUGCUCAUAAGAUCUGUGCAAAAUUGAUGAAUAUAAAGCAGAUCUCAUUUAGUGAUAUAAAUCAAGUCCUUGCACAUCAACUGGGAAGUGUGUUCCAACCUACAUAUUCUACAGAAGGCUCAUUUCAUUACAGAAGAAAUCCUCUAGGAGACUUAAUGGAGAGUUUAGUUCCCCAUCCUGAAUUCAAGAUGCUGGGUGUUCGUAACAUUCCUCAGAUGUCUGAGAGCUCACUGGCCUACAGCACGUUUACUUGGACUGGCCUCCUCAAACAUUUGAGACAGAUGCUCAUUUCUAAUGCAAAAAUGGAAGAAGGUAUUGAUUGGCAGGUACAGCCUCAUUUCUCAGGACAUCCUACUCUUGGUAAAAUGUCCCUCAACAAAGAGCUUCAUUUUAAUACUUCUAUUGCUAACUUGGUCAUCCUUCGUGGGAAAGAUGUGCACAGUGCAGAUCUAGGGGGAUUUAAAGACCCAGCUCUGUAUACUUCCUGGCUAGACCCUGUCAACGCCUUCAGUGUGUGGAAGACACAGCGAGCUUUUUGCAAGUAUGAGAAGUCUGCAGCAUUGGUCAGCAAUAGUCAGUUCUUAGUAAAACCACUUGAUAUGAUUGUGGGAAAAGCCUGGAGUAUGUUUGCUUCAAAGGCCUACAUUCAUCAGUACACAAAAUUUGGAGUUGAAGAAGAGGACUUUUUGGACAGUUUCACAUUGCUAGAACAAGUCAUUGCCAGUUACUGCAACCUCUGACCUUAAACAAAAAAAGCAGUCUAAAAAAACAAAGAGGAUUAAGUGCACGUGGCACAAAGCACAAGGACAGGUGUAAGGAUCCCAGUUGGAGCCCCCAGCUCCCCACCUGCAGGGGAGUCGCUUCACAGGCGGUGAAGCAGGUCUGCAGGUGUCUGUCUUUCACUCCCCUGUCUUCCUCUCCUCUCUUCAUUUCUCUCUGCCCUAUCUAACAACAAUAAUAACUACAACAAUAUAAAAAAAAAGAGGAAUGCAACCACAGAGAUAACUCAAGUGAUGGAGUACGUACAGGGUUUGAAUGCCUGAGGAUCCUGAUUGGAUGCUUAGUGUCGUGUAUAUCUACAAAAAUAGGAAGGAAGGAGCUGGCUGGUAGUGCACUUGGUUAAGUGCACAUGUUACAGUUUUCAAGGACUCAAGUUCAAGGUCCCAGUCCCCACCAGAGGGGGAAAGCUUGUGAAGCAGGGCUGCAGGUGUCUGUCUGUCUGUCUGCUUCUCUAUCGCCCCCUUUCCUCCAUUUCUGCUGCCUCUCUCUUUUCUCUCUCUCUCUCUAAGAUUUUAUUUACUUAUUAAUGAGAAAGAUAGGAAGAGAGAAAGAAAAAACCAGACAUCACUGUGGUACAUGUGCUGCUGGGGAUUGAACUCAGGACCUCAUGCUUGAGAGUCCAAUAUUUUAUCCACUGCACCAUCUCCAAGACCACCAUUUCUGGCGGUCUCCAUCUAAUAAAUAAAUAAAUAAAUAAAUAAAGAU
Molecule: messenger RNA, 2532 nt
Organism: Erinaceus europaeus (western European hedgehog)
Lineage: Eukaryota; Metazoa; Chordata; Mammalia; Eulipotyphla; Erinaceidae
Gene: TUBD1
Product: tubulin delta 1
Exons: 10
Coding region: 417-1787 (456 amino acids)
Biological process (GO): mitotic cell cycle; microtubule cytoskeleton organization
Cellular component (GO): cytoplasm; microtubule
Molecular function (GO): structural constituent of cytoskeleton; GTP binding
Source: RefSeq, a predicted model, not a curated record